GGGGAAGUCCUCGUCUGGGCUUCAUAAAUUCUCAAAAGGAAUAAGUGAUAGUGGACACAGACUUCCGGCAGCACGGUGUGUGGGCUUCUUGGUUAGGCAAAGCUGGGCGCGGAAGCCGGAGCGCUGUCAGAACAACCUUGCUUCCGGUCGGGUGUGUGUGUGUGUAGAACGCUAUGGCGCUUCUCCUUUAACUGCGGUGGGCGGGGCGCUGCGACGCUUCCUGCGUUGCUAUUGGUGGCGGUUGGGGGCGCGGAAACCGAACCCGAGCAACUGCCGCGGCAGCUACUCCAGAAGUCUCGGGCGCCCGCCAUGGCCGCGCUCUGCCGGGAGGACCCUUCACUCGAGAGGCAUUUUAAGGGUCACCGUGAUGCCGUCACGUGUGUGGACUUCAGUCUCAAUACAAAGCAGCUGGGUAAGAGAAGCCAGUGGUUCCAUGGAUUCCUGCCUCAUGAUCUGGCACAUGAAGCCCCAGGCGCGUGCCUACCGCUUCACGGGCCACAAGGAUGCUGUCACCUGUGUGAACUUCUCCCCCUCAGGACAUUUGCUUGCCUCAGGCUCCCGUGACAAGACUGUCCGAAUCUGGGUACCCAACGUCAAGGGUGAGUCAACCAUGUUUCGUGCACACACAGCCACGGUGAGAAGUGUCCACUUUUCCAGUGAUGGCCAGUCCCUUGUGACAGCCUCUGAUGACAAGACAAUCAAGGUGUGGUCGACACAUCGCCAGAGAUUCCUGUUCUCGUUGAGCCAGCACAUCAACUGGGUCCGCUGUGCCAGGUUCUCCCCUGAUGGGCGGCUCAUCGUGUCUGCCAGUGAUGAUAAGACUGUCAAGCUGUGGGACAAGACCAGUCGGGAGUGUGUCCACUCAUACUGUGAGCAUGGCGGCUUUGUUACCUAUGUGGAUUUCCACCCCAGUGGUACGUGCGUUGCUGCUGCUGGCAUGGACAACACCGUGAAGGUGUGGGAUGUACGAACUCAUCGGCUGUUGCAGCAUUACCAGUUGCACAGCGCAGCAGUGAACGCCCUGUCUUUCCAUCCAUCGGGAAAAUACCUGAUCACAGCCUCCAGUGACUCCACCUUGAAGAUCCUGGACCUGAUGGAGGGCCGACUGCUCUACACGCUCCAUGGGCAUCAGGGACCUGCCAUCGCAGUUGCCUUUUCAAGAACUGGGGAGUAUUUUGCUUCUGGAGGCUCUGAUGAACAGGUGAUGGUCUGGAAGAGUAAUUUUGAUGUUGUUGAUUAUGGAGAAGUAAUAAGAAUGCCAAAACCCCCAGCUACACUGGGCACCUCUGCAACGGACCUGCAGUUCUGGAAAUCUUUCCUGAGUGUUUUUACAAAUUGUGAUAUUGGUGAAUGCCGCUGUCAGCAGCUGUUCAGCUGGAAGGCAGGCUCAUUUAAACACGAAGGAUGUACCCACCACUUGCUCACCAGAUCUGGCGCCACACGAAUCCUGUCUCUUCCCAAAGUCAGACCGACCACAAAAGCCAGAAGUGGACCUUCCCAUUCCCACAGGCAGAGGCAGGAGUCCGGAGUCCGUGCCAACCCAGCCCCAGGAACCCAUCAGCAUGCCCCAGACGCUGACCAGCACGCUGGAGCACAUCGUGGGCCAGCUGGACGUUCUCACCCAGACAGUGUCCAUCCUGGAACAGCGGUUGACACUGACAGAAGACAAGCUGAAGCAGUGUCUGGAGAACCAGCAGCUAAUCAUGCAGAGAGCAACACCAUGAUCAGGGGAGCAAGAAUCAGGAGCUCAGUUGAUUUGGAGGGCAGCAGGCCUGAGAUCUGUACUGUGGGACUUGGGGGAAUAAAGGAAUUCAGCUGUGAGAGAAUCACAUCUGUACCAAGCCCCAGGGAUGAAGCACUUGUGCCCUCUACCUUACUGUUUGCACCAUGGGCUUCUCCACUUGCAGCAGAGGCCUCCAGGCCAGGGUCCACCCAGAAAAGGAUGCAUGAGACCCAACUGAUAGGACUACAUUCAGCCUGACACGAAAGAGCAACAUGAAGUGUUUGCUGCCUUGAAGACCUGAGACUGCAGGCCUGUCUGGAGAACCUUGCCUUGCCCUCACCUUUCAGCCGUGUAAUUGGCUCUUCCCCUGGUGUGGCUUGGAAUUUGACCCCUCUUUGGUUGGAUAGACCAGUUUUCUCUGCGUCUAACAAAGGCUCGUCGAAGUCGGGUUGUCCAGGAAUAAACAAGCUUUGUAGAGUGGGCAGUGGCCUUGACUUCUGUCCCACAUAUGUUCA
Molecule: messenger RNA, 2238 nt
Organism: Cavia porcellus (domestic guinea pig)
Lineage: Eukaryota; Metazoa; Chordata; Mammalia; Rodentia; Caviidae
Gene: Poc1a
Product: POC1 centriolar protein A
Exons: 12
Coding region: 368-1981 (537 amino acids)
Biological process (GO): cilium assembly
Cellular component (GO): ciliary basal body; centriole
Molecular function (GO): protein binding
Source: RefSeq, a predicted model, not a curated record